This is a messenger RNA of Tetrahymena thermophila SB210, 999 nucleotides long. Its product is annotated as transmembrane protein, putative. NCBI's taxonomy places the organism in Eukaryota, Ciliophora, Oligohymenophorea, Hymenostomatida, Tetrahymenidae. The transcript has a single exon. The record is from RefSeq and is a predicted model, not a curated record.
AUGUUUGGAAAGUCUAAAGAAGAAGAAGAAUUAGAAAAGAAGAGAUUUAUUAUAAGCAAUGUAAGUCUUAUAUUAUUUUGCAUUCCAUAUAUCUUCCACUUGGGAUAAAUAGAAAUAGGAUACUAAGUUUCUGAUUAUCAAACAUAUUUGUGGUUUGGUGCUCUUGCUUAUGGUGUUGUGACUUAUGGCUACGUUUGCGAUCGUAUCCAUGACUUAUUUAUGUUUGUGAUAAUUUUUACUAUUUAGUUACACUCAGCUAUUUUCUUCUUCCUAUAAAAUAUCUUCAAAUUAAGUUAUUACUAAAAGAUAGUCAUGACUGCUUACUUGUCAUCUAUUUGUCUUUUUAUGAAUUUGAUGAUUCGUGAGUACAAUAGGACUAAGAAAGAAAAGAAAGAAAAAAAGACUCUUGUCUAAACAAAGCUGGUUUAUUUCGUGAAUUAGUGCUCUGGUACGAUAUUUGCUCAAAUAUUAUUUAUUGUGCUUAAAGUUAUCGAUGUUCAAAAUUUUAAAGUGCUGCUACAGUUUAACAUCAUAGAAUUUAUUAUAUAUAUUGCUUUUAGCUGUUUAAGCGUAUUUGGUUUACUGUCUGGAAUCUACAUAAUAAUUUUUAAAAAAGAUAAGCUAAAAAAAAAUACAUACAACAGGCAGUAGCACUGGUUCUAUUUCACAGGUCUGAAUGCCUUCUUUUGCUUUGUUUUUUUGAAGUGGAGUGAAUAUGUAAUUUACGAAUAGUAUAUAUUAGUGCUUACAUUUUGUUAUAUCUUUAUGUGUACUUUGGAGAAGUAGUGCGAAACUUGGUUCUUUGUAAUAAGUAUUAUACUUGUCCUAGGAUAGAUUGCUAUAUAAGUAUUGUUUUAGUUGCAAUUCCAUGACAUUUGGAUACAUAUAUGUUCUGGAAUUAAUGAUCUUAUUUUUAUUUAUUAGAUUUAUUUCAAAAUUGAUGAAUAUUACCACAAUACUUACAAAAAAAGAAAUUCACUCCAAGCUUUAUUGAAAUGA